Molecule: messenger RNA, 1134 nt
Organism: Paracoccidioides lutzii Pb01
Exons: 2
Coding region: 1-1134 (377 amino acids)
Source: RefSeq, a predicted model, not a curated record
AUGACAUCCACCGUCCCCAAACACCACCGCAACGACACCGCAAACCAGAGGUCUCUAAAGGCCUCCAACUCAGCUUCCAGCACCUCGUCCAGUUCUCCGCAUUCUAGCUCACUGGGGCGCCAACAAGCUCACUUCGCUACCGACGCGGUCACUUCCUCUGGUUCCGGUCCUGCUCCUACUCCUGCUCCUGCUCCUGCUCCUGCUCCUGCUCCCACCGAGGAUACCCCCAUAGCCACAGCGAACCGUGGCCGGACGGAGCGGAACUAUCGCGCGACAGAAAAUGGAACAGUAGAUGAUUACGUGGGAGAUGCCUCACAGCAACCCACGCAGACACAGCACACGCAAAACCCGCAAAGGAAGCAGCCAACGCAGGCACGCGACCAUACAGAUGAUACACGGGGAUCCAACGAUGGAGGAGCUGGAGCCCGAGCACGAGGAGCUAUAGCACAUACAUACAAGCGGGUGGUGCAAAAAUACAGCAGUCUCGAAUUGGAUAAUAAGGGGAGUGUCGCGAGAGACCAUCUAGCACUUGAACGAACCUUUCUCGCUUGGCUUCGCACCUCCCUCGCCUUCGCCUCCAUCGGCAUCGCAGUCACCCAACUCUUCCGCCUCAACGGCACAAUCACAAAUGCAAACGCCCACCUCUUCCCCCCCGUCUCCUCACAGCAACAACAAAUUCAAGCAUCCACUCUCACCAAUCCUCUACUCUCACAGCAAUAUGUCCCCCUUCCCCCGGCUCCUCAGCCACUCCCCAUAGAACUCCUCACAGAGCAGGUCACGCCAAAACCCGCGAACCAACCACAACCCCAACCCCAACCGCAAUCGCAAUCGCAAUCUCAACCGCCAUCCCAGAACCCAACAAUCCUAACUUCCAACGAACUCCUCACCCAGAUAAAAAACGGCAGGCGACUCCGCAGCCUCGGCAAGCCCCUGGGCGCUACAUUCCUCUGCAUCGCCAUCAUCGUGCUACUGAUAGGGUUCCAUCGAUAUUUCGAGGGUCAGUAUUGGGUUAUUCGUGGCAAGUUUCCCGCGAGUAGGGGCAGCAUUGCGCUUGUGGCGUUUAUUGCGGGCUCGUUGAUGGUCAGUAGUCUUGUGGUUAUUUUGAUGAUUUCGCAGGAGACGGUGGAGAAGUGA